AUGAGUCUGACUACCUCUGAGUUCCUCAGCUGCACCCCGUACCCGGCGACGGUUACGGACACGGUGACCAGCACCUUCACCACCACCUACUGCUACACUGGGCCUGCUGCCUGCCCUACCAGCGCAUGGAUGGCCACGUACACCAUCGUUGAGAUCUGCACGGGUAACCGGGCCACCUGGACCCCUCCUGCGAUCCCGCCAAACUUCGUCCAGACGACUGUCGUCUGCGAUGUUUGCGCCACUCCCACCCAGACCAUCUACUGCCCGACCAGCACGCCCGUCCCCACCGGCGUCGCCACCGGUGUCCUCACCGUCGGCGGCAACGGUGUCACCGCCUCCACCGGCGUCGUCGUCGCACCGCCCACCGGCAAGCCCGUGGUCGUCACUGCCGGCGCUCCUUCCCUCAAGAAGGGCCUGGCCGUCAUCGGCUCGCUGGCUCUCAUCGCCGGCCAGAUGCUCCUGUAA
Molecule: messenger RNA, 465 nt
Organism: Thyridium curvatum
Lineage: Eukaryota; Fungi; Ascomycota; Sordariomycetes; Thyridiales; Thyridiaceae
Exons: 2
Coding region: 1-465 (154 amino acids)
Source: RefSeq, a predicted model, not a curated record